AUGGUGAACACUUCUUCUUCUUCUCCGGUGAAGAUCACCGUCUCCUCGGGCGGAAAAACCGGAGGAAGUCGAAGAAGCAUCGGUCUAACAAGUCCACAACCACGUCCUUCAGUCUCCAACAACAACAAUAAUGUCAACCCUAAUUCCCCUCUCACCAACAGAUCUAACCGGCUUUCCACCGGAAUCAGCACCGGAAGGAGGUUAUCAGCUGGUGGUAACUACUCCGAUGCUACUGAAGAAACAACUUCAGAGUAUGUCUCCUACACAGUUCACAUUCCUCCAACGCCAGAUCGGAUGCCGCUUUCGUCUUCGCAAACAAGCCUCCCGGAAGAAAACCCGAGAAACAACCCUAACUACAUAUCUGGUACGAUCUUUACUGGAGGUUUUAACUCCGUUACACGAGGUCAUGUCAUUGAGUUCUCCGACAACCGUGAUAGUCAGCCGUUGAAAUCUAAAUUGAUCUGCGGAAUGAAAGGAUGUGAUGUGGACGCGCUUAAGGGUUGUACUUGUGAGUGUGGGUUCAAAAUUUGCAGGGAUUGUUACAAAGAGUGUUGCGGAAAUGGAAAUCGAGGUGGUGGUAAUAAAUGUCCGGGUUGUAAAGAACCUUACAACAAUGUUAGUGACAGUGAAGAAGAGGAAGAGGAGGAAGAAGAGGUGUCUGAGUGUGAAGAUCAAGCUUUGCCUUUACCUUCCAUGGCGGAAUUCAAGCUGGAUAAGAGGCUUUCUCUUGUGAAAUCUUUUAAAGCUCAGAAUCAUCCACAGGAUUUUGAUCAUACUCGUUGGCUCUUUGAAACUAAAGGAACUUAUGGUUAUGGAAAUGCUGUUUGGCCUAAAGAUGGAUAUGGUUCAAAUGGAUACGAACCGCCUCCGGAUUUUGGGAAGAAAAGUAGAAGACCUUUGACUAGGAAAGUUGGGGUUUCAGCUGCAAUUCUCAGCCCUUAUAGGUUGCUAAUUUUGAUGCGUCUUGCUGCACUUGGUUUGUUUCUGACAUGGAGGAUUCGACACCGGAACCAUGAGGCAAUGUGGUUGUGGGGAAUGUCAGUGACUUGUGAGCUAUGGUUUGCAUUUUCAUGGCUUCUUGAUCAACUUCCUAAGCUAUGUCCAGUGAACAGAGUUACUGAUUUGGCAGUUUUGAAAGAACGGUUUGAGUCACCGAAUCUGCGAAACCCAAAAGGGAGGUCUGAUCUCCCUGGAAUUGAUGUCUUUGUUUCAACAGCAGAUCCAGAAAAGGAGCCACCUCUUGUCACUGCAAACACCAUUUUAUCUAUCCUUGCAGUUGACUAUCCAGUGGAAAAAGUUGCUUGUUAUUUGUCUGAUGAUGGUGGAGCUCUUUUGACAUUUGAAGCUCUUGCAGAAACUGCUAGUUUUGCAAGAGUUUGGGUUCCUUUCUGUAAAAAACACCAAAUUGAGCCAAGAAAUCCUGAAGCUUAUUUUGGCCAGAAGCGCGAUUUUCUCAAGAACAAAGUUAGGUUGGACUUUGUUAGGGAGAGGAGAAGGGUGAAGAGGGAAUAUGAUGAAUUCAAAGUGAGGAUCAAUUCCUUACCUGAAUCUAUAAGGAGAAGAUCAGAUGCUUACAAUGCUCAUGAGGAGUUACGAGCCAAGAAGAAACAGAUGGAAACAGGUUCUGAUAUAUCCGACCUCAUUAAGGUCCCUAGAGCAACUUGGAUGUCUGAUGGCUCUCAUUGGCCUGGAACUUGGCCAUCAGCAGAACCUGACCACUCUAGAGGUGACCAUGCUGGUAUAAUUCAGGCAAUGUUGGCUCCACCAAAUGUAGAACCAGAAUAUGGCACAGAAGCAGAUGGGGAUAACUUGAUUGACUCAACAGAUGUUGACAUUAGGUUGCCAAUGCUUGUUUAUGUGUCUCGUGAGAAGAGGCCGGGAUACGAUCACAAUAAGAAAGCUGGUGCCAUGAAUGCUCUUGUUCGAACUAGUGCCAUCAUGUCCAAUGGACCAUUCAUACUCAAUCUUGACUGUGAUCAUUACAUCUACAACUCAUUGGCCAUCAGAGAAGGUAUGUGCUUUAUGCUCGACAGAGGCGGUGACAGGAUAUGUUAUGUUCAAUUCCCUCAAAGGUUUGAAGGCAUUGAUCCUAGCGAUCGAUAUGCAAAUCACAACACUGUUUUCUUUGAUGUGAGCAUGAGAGCUCUUGAUGGUUUACAAGGUCCAAUGUAUGUUGGAACUGGCUGCAUAUUCAGAAGAACAGCUCUUUAUGGGUUUAGUCCACCUAGAGCUUCUGAACAUCAUGGAUGGUUUGGAAGAAGGAAAAUUAAGCUGUUUCUGAGAAAGCCUAAGGUGUCAAAAAAGGAAGAAGAUGAAGUUUGUCUGCCAAUCAAUUGCGAUCACAACGACGAUGACGCAGAUAUAGAAUCCCUGCUUCUUCCAAAAAGGUUUGGAAAUUCUACUUCUCUAGCUGCAUCCAUUCCAGUAGCAGAAUAUCAAGGAAGGUUGCUUCAAGAUUCAAAAGGAAAUGGAACACAAGGAAGACCUGCAGGUUCUCUAGCCGUUCCUCGCGAGCCGUUAGAUGCUGCUACCGUUGCCGAGGCAAUUAGCGUCAUAUCUUGUUACUAUGAGGAUAAAACUGAGUGGGGGAAAAGAGUAGGGUGGAUAUAUGGUUCAGUCACAGAAGAUGUUGUGACUGGUUACAGAAUGCACAACAGAGGGUGGAGAUCAGUUUACUGUGUGACAAAAAGAGAUGCAUUUAGAGGAACAGCUCCAAUCAAUUUAACAGACAGGCUACACCAAGUGCUUCGUUGGGCGACAGGUUCCGUCGAAAUCUUCUUCUCAAGAAACAACGCCUUAUUGGCUAGUCCUAGAAUGAAAUUCUUGCAAAGAGUAGCAUAUUUCAAUGUUGGAAUGUACCCUUUCACUUCAAUGUUUCUGAUUGUGUAUUGCUUCCUACCUGCACUAUCCUUAUUUUCUGGACAGUUUAUAGUCCAAUCACUCAGCGUAACUUUUCUAGUGUUCUUGCUUGGAAUCACAGUCACACUAUGCUUACUUGCACUACUUGAGAUCAAGUGGUCAGGUAUUACACUACAUGAUUGGUGGAGAAAUGAACAGUUUUGGGUUAUCGGCGGAACGAGUGCUCAUCCCGCAGCUGUUUUACAAGGAUUGUUGAAGGUGAUAGCAGGAGUUGACAUCUCAUUCACAUUAACAUCAAAGUCAGCAACACCAGAAGAUGGUGAAGAUGAGUUUGCUGAUCUUUAUAUAGUGAAAUGGAGCUUUCUAAUGGUACCUCCAAUCACAAUUAUGAUGGUGAAUACUAUUGCUAUUGCUGUGGGAGUAGCCAGGACUCUCUAUAGUCCAUUUCCGCAGUGGAGUAAACUUGUUGGAGGAUUGUUUUUCAGCAUUUGGGUUUUGUGUCAUCUUUACCCGUUUGCAAAAGGGCUUUUGGGAAGAAGAGGAAAGGUUCCAACAAUUAUCUACGUUUGGUCUGGUUUAAUCUCAAUCAUUAUUUCUUUGCUUUGGGUUUAUGUUCACCCUCCUGCUGGUGGAAGACCACAAGAUUUCAUGAAUUUUCAGUUCCCUUGA
Molecule: messenger RNA, 3528 nt
Organism: Lathyrus sativus (Indian pea)
Lineage: Eukaryota; Viridiplantae; Streptophyta; Magnoliopsida; Fabales; Fabaceae
Source: the annotation of a GenBank genome assembly